Molecule: messenger RNA, 1164 nt
Organism: Alternaria burnsii
Lineage: Eukaryota; Fungi; Ascomycota; Dothideomycetes; Pleosporales; Pleosporaceae
Exons: 4
Coding region: 1-1164 (387 amino acids)
Source: RefSeq, a predicted model, not a curated record
AUGGACACUUCGAUUCAACUAGAUCACCCAAAGGCCAUCUUCAGCAAUGGCGACCCAAUCACUGGCAAUAUCGUCAUUUACUGCCCUACAAGCAUCACCAAGGUUUCAAAAAUCGCAGCGACAUUAGUUGGUGAGAGUGUACUAUCUUAUACCGACACAAGCGGCUUUUUGAUGGACCGAGAGCAACAAGACAAGCACCGCUUCGCACACGAUCUCCAGAUGAUAUUUCCUUCCCGCCAUGAUCAGAGGGUUUUAGGUGCUGAAAAGUCAGUAAGACUGGGCUUCGGAUAUCACAGCUUUCGGUUUGCGUUACGGAACUUGAACAUCACAGUAUGGCCUAUGGAAACACGUAAUCAGUAUCUCGGCUCCUUGUCCAGGGAAAAUAGCACAUUUUCAUGCGUAAAAACAGUGCAAGCAACCAUCAUGGGUCCAUACGCUCACCUUCCAGCACUACUCAUCUCUCCGACGGAAUCCAUGCAUCACCUCUCCGCGGCCAUCCCUUCAGCUCAGAUAUCAAUAUCAGCUCAUUUUCUGCCGGGUUACUCAAUCCUCCGCAACCGCCACAUGAUGAUACAACUCAGCAUUUCGAAACUCAAUGAGUUUGCAUGCAGCCUCUACCUGCAGUCUUUUCAGAUGCUGUUGGUUGGGUAUACGGAUGUCAAAGCCAAGGGUCCGUCUCUUACGAAUACGCAGAUCUCUUGCUGGACGAUCCAAAGCAUGAGCAACCUCGGUUUGCCUAUACUCCAUUAUUCUGAAAGCGUCGGUACCGAAAAACACAUUGAUAGGAGUCUAUGGGAAGGUGAAGCACUGCCAGAUACCAUUGUCCCAAGUUUUCACUCGUGUGGGUUGGCGAGAAGAUAUGAAUUGGAUAUCUCCAUGGGGUUUCAAUGUCGGGAUACAAAGGAUCAGGCUGGUCGGGUACUAUUGGCUCAAUUGAGGUCACCGGUACACGUGUCUUCUGGGAUACGUCCUGGUCGAAGGCUUGAGAGCGGGGACGAUAAGAAGUCGUUUCUGAACGGAGAGCUGGUACCGAUUAGUAUGCGUUCACAAGACGAUAUGAGUACGCAAGAUGAGAAUCGGCACGGUGCUAUCCAAAGGGUGGGUGCUUACGGCACGUCAAUGGAUCUGCCGCCUUCGUACGAAGAAGCUACCAUAAGGUCUUAA